CACUUGUGCAACCAGCUGCCUCUCAUUAAGCCUCCAGUAACCUUUCUGUGUCCUCACCGUCCGACCGGUCAAUCCUUGACUCAUUCACUGGUUGUCUGACCCAGCCUUAAGACUUUUCAAGGAAGGCCUGAUUUAUUCUGUUUUGUUUUUUCAUUUAUUAAUCUUUUUUUUGUUAAUUUCCAUUGCCUUUCUAUUCCUUUUUGUUGCAUUUCUUCAGCAUCCAUCUGAAAAGGUAUUUGCAUCUUGCCUUUCCACAUCUUGCGCCGGCAUGUCGCAUGACACACUUUUUUUCUGGAUUUGCCCGGCAAACAUGGCUGAGAAAUUAGCCAGAAAAAGAAGCUAACUUCGAGUUCUAGUCAUUGUUAGCACUCAGAAUACCCGGAAGGACCUUUAGAUAGAUUGCCUCUAGAUUCACUUCUUGCACAUAUUCUUCGGUGAAUUCUUUAUAAUUUCCCUACGUCGGCCGACUCGACCAACUUUCAAUUGUCCAUCAUGGCUUCAAAUCGCGCUCGCCGCAUCGCCAAAGAACUCGCAGACAUUCAUGAUGACAGUCACUCCCAGGUUGCUGUCGAGCCCAUUGGUGGUGGGGACGACCUCACACAUUUGAAGGGAACUUUUCAGGGUCCUCCGGGGACCCCAUACGAAGGUGGAACCUAUCGCGUCGACAUCAGGAUCCCCAACGAGUACCCCUUCCGCCCUCCAGUUAUGAGGUUUGAUACCAAAUUGUGGCAUCCAAAUGUCAGCAGUCAAACUGGAGCUAUUUGCCUUGACACAUUGGGCACGGCCUGGUCCCCCGUCCUUACCAUCAAGUCUGCGCUGCUCUCCCUGCAGUCUCUGCUCAGCACUCCUGAGCCAAAAGAUCCCCAAGAUGCCGAAGUUGCCAACAUGCUACUUCGGAAUCCAAAGGAAUUCGAACGAGUUGCAAGGGAAUGGGCCGUCAUGCAUGCCGGCGCGCCAAAAAAGCAGAUUGGCGAAGGCAGCGGCGGAGCUACAGCGGCGUCCAUCCGCGAGAAAGAGAUCAAGUCGAAGCAGGAGCAAGAGCAAGAAGAGCUUGCCGCGUAUGAGGGAUAUAACAAGGAUCUCAUCGACCGUUUCUGCAGCAUGGGCUUCGAUGUCCCAAGAGUCGUUGCAGCUUUCAAAUAUGUUGGCAUCGACCGGAUGGACGGAGAAGAUUACGAACUGGAGGAGGCUUACAUGGGAGAUGUAACCGCUCGUCUUCUGGGAGAGCCAUGAAAGGUGUUCUGGGGAGCAACAUUACGUUUCUCCCCUCGCCUGCGUCGUGUUUUCUUUUUGCAAGGACCUCCAGUGUGAACUCCAUUAUCCGCACGAACCUUGUACCCCUUUUACGUGUCAAUGACCAUGAAACAGAUCGAUGAAGGUGGUGGAUAGCGAAAGGUGUCUGGCGAACAAAUUUCUGGCGUUUCAGCAGCAGGAAUGGGAGGUGUUAUUGUCACCAUGUGCAAUAUGU
Messenger RNA from Coccidioides immitis RS, 1468 nucleotides. Its product is annotated as ubiquitin conjugating enzyme. The coding region runs from base 493 to 1233 and encodes 246 amino acids. NCBI's taxonomy places the organism in Eukaryota, Fungi, Ascomycota, Eurotiomycetes, Onygenales, Onygenaceae. Gene Ontology annotation, molecular function: protein binding. The record is from RefSeq and is a predicted model, not a curated record. The transcript is spliced from 3 exons.